AUGUUGGAUUUUGCAAAGCUAAAGAUAGGGAAUCCAUUGCUGGAAUUCAACACGGAUUUCAAUUCAAGAGGCACAUAUUUAUGGUCUCAUGGAGUGAUUUCAGACUAUGCAUAUAAACUUCUAAACACAGUUUGCAGCAUUUCCCAAAUGACAAGAGAAUCCAUUGUUGAAGGCAAUAAUAUCUCAGCUGCAUGUUCAGAAAUCGAUGAUUUGGUGUCCCAACAGAUCUCUGAUUUCAUCAAUGUGUAUUCUAUCAAUGUGGAUGUGUGUUUAACUCAGCCCCCGGCUGCUCCUGGCACCCUCCAUUCGCUCACUUCCACCAGACAAGGAGAUCAAGCUAACGUAGCCAAAUCGUCCUCCACUGCCCUCCCACAAUACUUUGAGGAUGGAAAGAUAGACGUGUGCAUAUUAAAUGAAGUGGAUGCAUAUCUAAACAGAGCGGAUGUGCAAGAGGCUCUUCAUGCGCGGCUGGUUGGAGUAUCUAGUUGGUCCCUAUGUAGCGGUGUUUUGAACUAUGAUUUGACCGACUUAUUCAUACCCACCAUUCAAACUGUUGGUUCACUCCUGCGUUCUGGGCUAAGGGUUUUGGUUUACAGUGGAGAUCAAGAUGCUGUAAUUCCAUUACUUGGAACUCGAACUCUGGUGAAUAAGUUGGCAAAGGCUUUAAAAUUAAACGACACUCUGCCUUACUCACCUUGGUUUUACAAACAACAGGUUGGAGGAUGGGUAGAAGGAUUUGGGGAGAAGAAUAUUCUAUCAUUCGCCACCAUUAGAGGAGCAGCUCAUCAAGCUCCCUACACUUCUCCAGGGAGAUCCUUGGCACUCUUCACAGCUUUCCUAGCAGGACAAAACCCAUGA
Cucurbita pepo subsp. pepo (vegetable marrow) is the source of this 858-nucleotide messenger RNA. NCBI's taxonomy places the organism in Eukaryota, Viridiplantae, Streptophyta, Magnoliopsida, Cucurbitales, Cucurbitaceae. The record is from RefSeq and is a predicted model, not a curated record.